GGGUGGGGUCACUCUUUCAACAUGCUCACUUCUAAAACUUUUGUGAAGAAAACCAAGAAAGGAAACGUCCUAAAGGUCGUGAGGGAGCACUACCUUAGAGAUGACGUUCAUUGUGGAGUCAGAGACUGCUCACUGUGCAAAGACUGCCCGGACGGACCUUCCCUCGACCCUUCUCCCCUCACACACUCCACUCUCUGCCAGUAUCCUCAUUUCCUACUACCAGAUACCAACAUAUGUCUCCACCAGAUUGAUUUCCUUGAGGAUCCUUCAGUACACAAUGUUAUAUUGACUCAGGUCGUUCUACAAGAAGUCCGUAACAUUAAUCCUGGGAUUCACAGGAGGCUACGAGAUAUCGUCUCAAACAAGGCAAGAAAGUUUUAUGUCUUUUCAAACGAGCAUCACAAAGAGGCGUAUGUUGAGCGACGAGAGAAUGAGGGAGCCAACGAUCGUAAUGACCGGGCAAUUCGUGCCUGCUGUCAGUGGUACAACAUACACUUAGCAAAGGGACUGGAAACUACACCACCUCCUCGUGUGAUACUACUUACCAAUGAUAGAGAGAAUAAGAGGAGGGCUAGUGCAGCUGGAAUAGAAUCAUACACUGUAUUGGAAUACGUACAGUCUCUCACUGUCUCCUCCCACUUACUUGAUAGGCUUGCCACCAUAGCCGAUGGAGAAGACAGUGACAAGUCCUCGACUCGUAAAAAGGUUUAUUUUCCGGAGCAUCUGGCCCUGUCUGUGAUACAGAGAGGCCUCAAGACUGGCAAGUAUCUACAAGGAGCAUUCCGAGGGUCUCGUGAGAACUAUCUAGAAGGUUUUGUGAGCAUUCCAUCACUGGAAAAGUGGGUCCUUGUUCAAGGACUUGAGAAUAUGAAUAGAGCAGUCCACGACGAUGUUGUAGCUGUUGAACUCUUCCCAGAAUCUUCCUGGACGAGCCCAUGUGGUAUCAUAGAGGCUGAUCUUACUAGCAACAAAGAGGAAGAGGAGACUGACACAGCUCAACUGCCUGCUGGUAAAACAAGCGAUCCUUCUCUUGUACAACCAACUGGUAAGGUGGUUGGUAUCAUAAAGAGAAACUGGAGGCCAUAUUGUGGUACACUCUUACCCCUUCAAGACAUGAAAGGGUUUCGUCACACCUUUGUACCAGCAGAGAGGAGGAUACCUCGUAUCAGAAUAGAAACAAGACAAGGACCUAACCUACUGGGGAAGAGAAUAAUGGUUAGCAUUGAUGCCUGGUCCCGUUUAGCUAGGUUCCCUUCUGGUCAUUUCGUAAAAGAAUUAGGUCCGAUUGGAGACAGAGAGACAGAAAACGAAGUUCUCCUUUUAGAACAUGACGUACCUCACCUUCCUUUCUCUCCUGCUGUCUUGAAGGACCUCCCCCAAACCCCCUGGGUCAUAACAGAUGAAGAGAUAUCCAAACGUCUUGAUCUUCGUCACCUCUCCAUAUGCAGUGUUGAUCCACCAGGCUGUACUGAUAUUGAUGAUGCUCUUCAUUAUAGAGAACUGGACAAUGGCAAUGUUGAAGUGGGUGUCCAUAUAGCUGACGUGUCUCAUUUCAUAAGACCAAAGACUGCUCUUGAUGAAGAAGCCUCUAAUAGAGGUACUACAGUCUAUCUUGCCGAAAAAAGGAUAGACAUGGUCCCGGAACUCUUGAGCUCUAACUUGUGCUCUCUUCGCUCGGGAGAGGAGAGGUUGGCCUUCUCUGUCCUAUGGGAGAUGAGCCCUGAUGAUGCUCAUAUUGUCUCCACUCGUUUUGUAAAGACCGUGAUAGAGUCUAAAGAGUCCUUGACUUAUGCUGAAGCUCAGAUGAAGAUUGACGAUAAGAGCCUGAGAGAUGAUGUCACCACUAGUCUCAGAGGACUCAAUUCUCUGGCUAAGAUCCUCAAAGGGAGACGGUUGGAGGCUGGAGCACUCACUCUCGCCUCUCCAGAGAUAAGAUUCGAGAUUGACAGUGAGACCCACGACCCGAUUGACCUGAUUAAUAAAGAGCUUAAAGAAACCAACUCACUCGUUGAGGAGUUUAUGUUGCUAGCCAACGUCUCUGUUGCCGAGGCCAUAUAUGAGGCAUUCCCAGACUGUGCGUUGCUGAGAAGACACCCACCUCCUCCUACCUCCAAUUACGACAUUCUCCUCAAAGCUGCAAAGGGUAAAGGGUUUGAUUUGAUUGUUGAUAGUGCCAAGAGUCUUGCCGACUCCUUGGAAAUGGCUCGGAUACCGGACAAUGAAUACUUCAAUACUCUCCUUCGUAUAAUGGCUACUCGCUGCAUGAUGCAAGCUGUGUACUUCUGCUCUGGGUCCAUAACUUACAAGGAGUAUCAUCACUAUGGUCUUGCCGCUCCAAUAUAUACUCACUUCACGUCUCCCAUUCGUCGUUAUUCUGAUAUCAUUGUCCACAGGCUACUGGCUGUAUCUAUAGACUCUGAUGUCACUUAUCCUUUACUUUUAGACAAGCAUCACACCCAACAGCUCUCAAAUCAUCUCAAUCAUCGCCACAAGAUGGCCCAGUAUGCCCAGAGGUCGUCUGUCUCUCUACACACUCACCUCUUCUUUAAAGAGAAGGAUAAAGUUGAAGAUGGAUUUGUGUUACUAGUAAGGCGUAAUGCCAUUCAAGUCAUUAUACCAGCCUAUGGGAUUGAGGGCAGUAUAUUUUUUGAUGAGCAUGGACAGUCUGCUCUCCAGUAUGAUGAGUCUCUACUGUCGCUGACUGUGAGUGGAACUAAGUUUUGUCUCUUUGAUAAGGUUGUGGUGAGGAUUGCUGUAGAGAAAAAGGACCUGCAGACCUCAAAGCUUGCUCUCUGUUUGGUGUCACCUGUCAUCAGUGGGAGCAAUGGAGUAGAAAGUCUUAAAGCAAAGAAGAAGAAACAUAAGUGAUUAUUAAUUUGUUUACAGACACUAUUAUAGUGUUUUUGGUACUGUAUAAUCUGUAUUAUACUUAUAAUUUGUUGUUACAAUAACUAUGAAUGUGAAUCUUCAUGGACAUUGUGUAGCACACACUGUGCUUAUAAGAAUAUAGUAUACUGUGUAAUCAUUCUGGUAUUAUCAUUUAUUAGUAUCAAUGUUAAGUUGCUGUA
This is a messenger RNA of Amphimedon queenslandica, 3068 nucleotides long. Its product is annotated as exosome complex exonuclease RRP44-like. Gene Ontology annotation, molecular function: RNA binding; 3'-5'-RNA exonuclease activity; endonuclease activity. The coding region runs from base 22 to 2868 and encodes 948 amino acids. Lineage: Eukaryota; Metazoa; Porifera; Demospongiae; Haplosclerida; Niphatidae. The record is from RefSeq and is a predicted model, not a curated record. Gene Ontology annotation, cellular component: cytoplasmic exosome (RNase complex); nuclear exosome (RNase complex). The transcript has a single exon. Gene Ontology annotation, biological process: nuclear mRNA surveillance of mRNA 3'-end processing; rRNA catabolic process.